Messenger RNA from Necator americanus (New World hookworm), 891 nucleotides. RefSeq lists its product as uncharacterized. Bases 1 to 891 code for a protein of 296 amino acids. The transcript is spliced from 8 exons. The record is from RefSeq and is a predicted model, not a curated record. NCBI's taxonomy places the organism in Eukaryota, Metazoa, Nematoda, Chromadorea, Rhabditida, Ancylostomatidae. Gene Ontology annotation, cellular component: membrane.
AUGUGGUCUUCGACGAUCUUACUCUCGUUGUCCAGCGUUUUUGGCAUCAUCGGCCUGGCUCUGGUACUUGCUGCUGCUCUCACCGAUAACUGGACUGAGUAUCAGGUGAAUCGAAGGGAAGUGAUCAACGCGUUCAAUCGUGAACCAGAGCUUAACGUUCGUCUAAAAGACGCGUUUGUACGUAAUGUCAACUACUUCUCGCGUAACUACGGCCUAUUCCAGAUUUGUUUUCCUGAUUCCGUUCCAUCCGAUAUUGGCAGUUUCUCAAAGUAUGGAUCGCCUUGCAUCGAUAACACGGAUUACUUUCCGGUUGAAGCCGUUCAGGAGAACUACUCCUCGCAGCAGACACAGCGACUCUAUUUUAUGAGAGCGAACGUGGCCACCUACGUUCUCGGUCUCGGCGUCGUAGUUGUAUGCCUUGCAAUUGCUGGAAUUGGAUGUGCACGUCAAUCCCGCAAAGCUUUCAUGUUCACUGGCGUUGGCCUACUACUUACAGUUCUGUUGUUCGCUGUCUCCAUGGCGUGCUGGCACUACGUGAACUACCUCGAACGAGCCGUGCUUGAAAUGGCGCCCUUCUACAAAUCCUGGGAACCGAUUCUCAAAUCGACAACGCGCUUCAACUUCGGAUGGUCACUUGUGGUCGCCUGGGUCGGAAUCCUUUUCAUACUCUUCGCUUCCGUGUUUUUCAUCUGCUCCGCUAGUCGGUUAAAGAAGGAGGAAGAGAAGGCGUUGUCGGCAAAACAUGGCGCAUACAUGAUGAAUAACUACUACGACAAGGGUGCUAUGGUUCCAUACGGUUACAACACGUAUGCUGGAUACGGCAACUACCCAUACGGAUAUGGUGGACAGUACAGUAAUGGAUAUUAUGGAUAUAUGACGUAUGGACGCUGA